AUGAUGAUCACUGAAGACGUUGUUUCAUUUCAAAAAGGAUUGAUGGAUUGGUUGACUGAAGAAAGUGAAUAUGUAUUACAACGUUUAGAUCGUUGGACCUCAAUAGCACGUGGUUACAAUCGUUUGUAUCCUCAAAGAUUGUCUCGCGGGUGUAUGACAAUGCAAAAAGAACCAGAUGAUGAAUCAUGGCGCCAUUCGCCAAGUUUUCAUACUCUAAGUGGAUCAUCAUCGAGACGCGUGACACGUCUUCCUGACGAAGUGAGAAAAAUAAAUUGCUGCGGUACAUUUAAUUACCAAUCUAAUAGCCGUGUUGAUAAUUCGUGCUUAGAAGCUUAUCGGUAUGACCACAGCAUCUAUUUCAAGACUAUCGGUGAUAUAAAGAGUAGCAAGAAUAUUAAAGAAACUGAAAAUCAAGAAUGUAAAGAAGAAACAUUAGAUUGUAGUGAUGAACAAGAUCUUAAUGAUGUUUCUGGUGAUGAAAUAAUGAAUGAUCUCAAUAAUUCUGAGAGUCCAAUGGACGAAGAUUCUAUUUCAAACAAUGAAAUAACUUGGUUUGAUAAAAAUUAUUGUGAGAAUUUAAAUGAUAAUUCAAGAUCAAGUACAAAUUUAUCAUCUGAAAAUAUGAAUACGAAUCGAAUGAGUUCAAUGGAAGAAAAAAAUCAAAAUAAUGGAGUAACGAGAAUUUUGAACUUUGGAAAGUCAAAUAGACGAACAAAAGCUAUUAAGCAGACUAAAGUACUUGGAGAUAAUAACAUUUCUUGGCCUGGUGUAUUAUUCAGCUAUAAUGUUGAUACGUCUUUAGUUUCUUCUCAUCACAGAGUUCUUAAUGUCAAAUAA
This is a messenger RNA of Microplitis demolitor, 837 nucleotides long. RefSeq lists its product as uncharacterized. The transcript is spliced from 2 exons. The record is from RefSeq and is a predicted model, not a curated record. Bases 1 to 837 code for a protein of 278 amino acids. Lineage: Eukaryota; Metazoa; Arthropoda; Insecta; Hymenoptera; Braconidae.